GCUUUUCUCCAACGAUCAGGGCCACCAGUUUGCAGACCAUUCAGCAGUCCGUGUGUACAAAGUUUGCAAGCUGACAACAGUAGAGGUGAAUGGAGUGCAAAGUCUUUUUCAACUUUUUGACUGGCCAAUCAGAGAGCCCGUUUGUGAGUGAGCAUUGUCAUGAACAUACAGAUACACAUUACCAAACAGGGAACGUUUUUAGCUGAAAGACACCAAUUUACGCACGAACUAUAGCAGCGGAAGGGUUCAACGCUGUUGUCGGAGAAAAACAGGCUGUUGUUUUUUUAGUUGAAAAAGUUACUGAUUGAGUUAACCGAUCUGUAUAUUUCGUUGCCAUGGAAACUGCCAUUCUUAAGGCAAAGGAUGGGGAUGGUGUCAUCGUGAUGGAGGGGCAGAAUGGAGACCUGGGGAUUCAGGGAGAAGCUAGAAGAAGAGCUGACCGCAUCUUAAGUAAGCUGACGAGUCGGAUGAUGUACAAACUCAGUGACAGACCACCUUGGUCUUCAACAUUAGUACUCGCAUUCCAACAUUUUAUUUUAAUGUUUGGUGGAUGUGUCGCUUUGCCAUUCAUUCUGGGGCCCAUUCUCUGCAUCGAAGGGAACAUCACCCUUCUCUCCAAAUUCUUCGCCACCAUUUGCUUCUUGUCUGGACUUCAGACAUUCAUCAUGACGACCAUUGGUGUACGACUCCCCAUAGUGCAAGGGCCUCAUUAUGUAUUCAUCCUCCCCAUUAUUUCUAUGAUGAGAGUGCGAGGACCUUGUCCAGCUCAAAGCGCCAACUCAACAAAUACCGAGGACAACCCCGAAUUCUAUAGCCGUAUGCAAGAGGUUCAAGGGGCAAUGAUGGUGUCUUCUCUCUGUGAGAUGGCACUCGGUGUUUUUGGAGUCAUCAGUUUCCUAAUGAAAUUCAUCGGACCGUUAACCAUCGCGACUACGAUUACGACACUCAUCCUCAGUCUCGCUUACAUCAUAACAGAUAAGUGCGGAGUCCACUGGGGUGUCGCGGCUUUCACGAUAGUGGUAAUCGUGCUCUGUUCCCAGUACAUCGACCGCUACAAUGUUCCCUGUCCUGGAUAUAGCAAAGCCAAAGGAUGUCACCUCUUUAGAUAUCCAGCAUUCCGCCUGUUCCCAGUCUUUUUUGCUACUACUCUUGGUUGGAUACUCUGUUAUAUCCUAACCGUCACCGAUGCUAUUCCUAAUGAUCCCAACUCACCAAGCUUCCUGGCUCGUACCGAUGCGUAUGGUGACGGAGUGGCGAGGACCCAAUGGUUUUAUUUCCCUUAUCCAGGACAAUGGGGAAUGCCCACUGUUUCCGCAGGGGGUGUGUUCGGGAUGUGCGCUGCCGGUAUUACCUCUGUUGUCCAGUCCAUAGGGGACUACUACAUAUGUGCCAGACUAUCAGGUGCUCCUAGCCCACCGGAUCAUGCUUUGAAUAGAGGAAUUGGUAUUGAAGGCCUCGGUGGUUUCCUCGCCGGUAUCUGGGGCGCUGGUGUUCCUACAACGUCCUAUCCAAGUAACAUAAGCGUGAUUGGAUUAACAAAGGUGAGCAGCCUUUUGGUUAUUCAGGUGAUGUGCAUUUUCCUGGUAGGAUUUGGAAUCUUUCUCAAGAUAGGAGCAGCAAUUUCAACCAUUCCCGAGCCUGUCAUAGGUGGAAUCGUUGCAAUACUUUUAGGACUGGUUCUAUCAGCGGGCAUGUCUAAUCUCCAAUUCGUUGACAUGAACUCUCCACGAAAUCUCUUUAUUGUUGGAUUUUCCAUUACACUUGGAAUAUGCCUCAGUGACUAUUUGGCGAAAUAUCCGGAUGCUAUUCAAACAGGUUCGGCGACAGCUGAUCAAAUUAUUUCCGUUCUUCUCGGGACUAGCGUGUUCGUUACGAGUGUGACUUGUUUCUUCUUUGAUAACACAAUUCGAGGUACCCCUGCUGAACGCGGUAUGGGGGCGAUGAUACAAGCGGGCGGCGAUGACGACGAUGAUGAUAUUGAUGACGACGAGCUCAAGAAAGAAGUGUCUCGGCUCGUCAGAGAAGGUUAUGAUUUCCCUUAUGGAAUGUCCCUCAUCAGAGCCUGUAAAUAUACAUCGAAGAUUCCCUUUUGUCCGACGUAUACACCAACAGAAUGCAGCUGCAUACCAAAGUUUCGUUUUUGGAAGAGGAAAUCGAAGAAAUAUGACGAAAUCAAAUCCCUGGAAGUCGAAGCCCUGGAAAGACUGGAGACGACAGUGUGACAUCACAGUCAUCCAUUUCAAUAAUAACUGGUUUAAAAUAAUUUCAAAUUGCCCAGGUUCAUCAGAUUGUUAUAAUAAGAAACAUUCCUAGCGCAAAGAUUUGUUUAUAUAAUCAUCACUUGGAACAUUUCGAUUUUGACGUGCACGAGCAAAAGCUCUUUGAUAAUAGUUUGCUAUGUUUUGAUGGCAUACCAGGUCGGUGGAGUGGAUCACCAUCUCGUCACGAGCAAAUGAUUAUUCGUCGAUGUAAAAAAAAAAAUGGACAUACCAACAACGCGUUCUUUUGAGGCCAACCGAAACGCCUAAAAGUACUCCUAAAGGUCAAGCGGGCACAAAGUUCCUUACUUUGUCCUCUUCAUGUGCGUGUCGUUUCUCAAGUGUUGGUAUGGCUUCAUGUAUUGCUAAUUUCAUUUCAAUUCAAUUUCAAUUUAUUUGGCAAAAAACACAAUUAAAAAGUUACAAAGUAAAAAAAACACCCAGAUACAUAUGAAUGACAUGGACGCAGUCAUCCGCAGGGUCGUAAAUAAACGUAACUCUUCGUAAUUGAUCAGAAGUGAGACGCAGAUUUACGGCGCCACCCUUCGAAAUUGUGAAAUGUUUAAAAUUUCGCAGAGAGUCGCCACGGAUGCUGACUUCCGCAAGUCAGAGUAAAUGAACGUAAACAUUCGUAAAUAUCCAGAGCUUGGACGCAGAUAAUCCAUAAAAAUUUACUCGUAUCCAAACACUUUCGUCCGUUUGAAAUUGAAUUGAAAUUGAAUUGUUUACGGACAGGUACAGAUGCCGCGGACAAUCACGUCCAUUUACAGAAGGGAGCCCCUAACCACCCGUUCUGCCUUCCCCUUGCCCUACCACCUCGCUUCUUGGGGAAAUUUUUAAAUUCAAGAUCAAAUUCAUUUUAUUCAUAUCCAUUGAAAACAUGAACAAUAAAGAAAAACAAUCAUUACAAGAAAAAUCAGUACAAUUACUUCAGAAAAGGGUAAAACCAAAUAUGCAGUGAAUGUAGGUGACUGGCAUAGGCCAGAGACCUAUCGAUGUCAAGUUCUGCGCAUUAACAGUUCAAGAUUGGAAUAAUAUAAUGAUAACAAACUGGUAGGCCUACUCUAUCGUCACGAUAGAGAUGGACACAUUUCAAUUUCUGUUGUCCAAAUCGAACUCGGAGAUAAAAGUCAUUAAUGUUUCGUGUUGAGUAUUUAUAUUACCAUUAAGAGGUUAAAUGUUGAAAGUAUCUAUACAGUAUAUAGGGUCCCUUUGGAUUAACACACAAAAAAGUAAGAAUAUAGUGAUGUAAAAUCAUAAAUACUCGAAAAUUGUAAGCUUCCGAAACGAUGGGUCUGUAUGGGAAAUAUAUUAUGUUGAAUUAUUUAGUGAUUAUUCUUUUUGUACGUUUUGGCAAUAAAAAUUAGUUUUGUUACAAAUGGGAUGAUGUGCUACCUCAUAUUAUAUUACAAUAUGUUAGACAAGGCAAGAUCAUUGUCUUAUAUAGAUUAGUGCGAAUAAAUGGCGAGAUGAAUGUCAAGUCUACUAAUACUCAUGAAACAUGUAAAACCAACAGUACGUGAUAUUUUAUAAAUGUCAUUUAUACUGACUUUCCACGAAAGGUUUAUGUCAUCUUUUCACCAAGGAAUUUUAAAGAAGUUUCCUUGUUUAUUAGUUUGUUAUUGAUAGGAAACCUAUAUUCUAUUAUCAUUAUUAUUGUUUUCUAAAUUGAUAUAAUCUGUUUUUGUUUUAAAAUUUUUUCAAUAAUUUGUUGACAAGAAAUAAGAAAUGUACUUUAGUUAAUAUUCUUAUGCACGUUUUGGUAUUAAAAUACCUUUUUGACAAGCCAUACAUUGGCUUUUCUCAUACACCAUUUUUCAGUAAAAAAAUGUACAUAUAUUUUGGGUAAAACUUUCUUUCGAUUAUGUAAAAAUGCUUAUUUUUACACUUUAGUUUCCUCCUUUUUAACUAUAAUGUUUUACAUAUCUAUCUUUUUGUGAUUGUAUUUUUGCCAUUUAAAAAAAUUUGUAUUGG
Molecule: messenger RNA, 4232 nt
Organism: Lytechinus pictus (painted urchin)
Lineage: Eukaryota; Metazoa; Echinodermata; Echinoidea; Temnopleuroida; Toxopneustidae
Product: solute carrier family 23 member 1-like
Exons: 13
Coding region: 336-2222 (628 amino acids)
Biological process (GO): transmembrane transport
Cellular component (GO): membrane
Molecular function (GO): transmembrane transporter activity
Source: RefSeq, a predicted model, not a curated record